Zophobas morio is the source of this 648-nucleotide messenger RNA. RefSeq lists its product as uncharacterized. Bases 1 to 648 code for a protein of 215 amino acids. NCBI's taxonomy places the organism in Eukaryota, Metazoa, Arthropoda, Insecta, Coleoptera, Tenebrionidae. The transcript has a single exon. The record is from RefSeq and is a predicted model, not a curated record.
AUGGGAAAAAGAUGGAUUCGAAACCUACAGAUAAGUCUUCAUGACUUUUAUUUUAUUUCUACUUGUCAACCAUCAAUGUUAGAAAUUUUCAAUCAAUUCAGCGACGUUUUUCAACCAAAAGUUGGUGAAAUUCCAAACUAUCAAUGCUCUUUAUCUCUUCGAGCUAAUGCACAACUAAUUUUUAUAAAGCCUCGCCGAGUUCCUUACGCUCUGCAAGAGAAAGUUGAACAGGAGUUAGAUGACUUAGAAAAUCAAUGUAUUAUUAAGAAAAGUGAUCACUUCGAGUGGGGAACACCUUUUGUUAUUGUGCCGAAGAAGAAUGGUGACAUUAGACUGUGUGCUGAUUACAAAGUAACUAUCAACAAUCAACUUCAAGAUAAUCAAUUCAGAGUAGAAGAUAUUUUCAAUAAAAUGAAAAAUGGUACCUAUUUAGCUAAACAACUCUUCUUUGGUAUCAAAACGGCUCCAAAUGAAUUUCAUAAAGUCGUCGAUCAAAUUGUUCACGAUUUAGAAGGUACCACAGCGUAUUUUGAUAUAAUGGUUCAAGGUUCUUCUAUUGAAGAAUGUAAAUUUCGUUUAAUUAAAGUUCUUGAACGAUUACGUAAUGUCAAUUUUUCAAGAAGAGAAUUCAAUAUUUGGGUCAUGUAA